UUCACUCCCUUCAAAGCCAACCUGCCCUCUGGAUCGAACAACCUCUCUACAGCCGAUUCACUGAAGCGGAUCACUCUGGCGUCACCGAGGCAGCAUUCGACGGCAAUGGCCAACAACAUUUUCUGGUCGCACGCUGUCGGCCGUCAAGCAGCCGGUGGCGGCAAGGCAGGUGGCACGUUGUCGGUGGCGGCUGGACUGGGUGUUGCUGUCAGCGGCGGUGGAGAUGCUACCUGCUUUUUCUACUUCUACGAUGACGACGCGCUUUCACAGGGCGACUGGGCGUUCAGGGAGUAUGUCUGCACGACAGAACACAAUGCCGGCGUCUCCGCCGUAGCCAUCCGUGGCGAGCUGGCAGUAUCUGGUGGAAAGGACGGUCUUCUCGCCUUUUACCAAAUCAAUGCGGCUGUGACAAAGGUUUCACCAGUGCAUCGUGAACCACUUGCUCAUAUGGAUUGGAUCACGGCAAUUGCGAUGGUUGAACGUAAACUACCGGAAGAAUCGGAAACUGUCACUAUCGUUGCCUCUGGUGGAAAUGACCACCGCGUCGUAAUUUGGAGCGUCAGCAAGGAUCUCACAGUGAAACAACUCAGUGUCUUGACCGCUCACAUGAGCGACGUAACUCAUCUUACCUUUAAGGUACUGUCCUGUUCUUAG
Molecule: messenger RNA, 654 nt
Organism: Dibothriocephalus latus
Lineage: Eukaryota; Metazoa; Platyhelminthes; Cestoda; Diphyllobothriidea; Diphyllobothriidae
Source: the annotation of a GenBank genome assembly